CCCCUAAAAAAAAUGCAAGGUUGGAAUGCCAGCAAGAAGUAAACCACACAACAAAAGCAAAUAGUAGGAGGCGUGGAAUGUCUUUUGCCCCUUGUAAUCCUGAUCCGCACCCCACGCCUGGAACAUUCUUGGGCUUGGUUGGAGUUGGGUGGGCUUGCAACCAUGCAAACAUCCUCCAUGUUCUCGCCUGCGAAGCCUACCUUUGCUCCACUUCGCGUGAGGUCUUUGUACACACGUCCGACACCGAGCACUGCAAACGAUCCCAGUUUGAUGGCGGAGGCGGCGGCGGCGGCUGGGGCUGCUCCUAAGUGGGCUCAGAAGACCAUAACCCUACCUCCUCAGAAGAGGGGCUGUCAUCUUAUCACUCCUAAGAUAAAGAAGGAAAUUGCUCAAGAUCUGUCAGAAUUUAAGUGUGGCCUUGCUCAUCUCUUCUUACAGCAUACAAGCGCUUCUCUUACCAUCAAUGAGAAUUACGACUCUGAUGUUCGAGAUGAUACUGAGACAUUUCUCAACAGGAUAGUCCCGGAGGGAAGGUCUGCACCUUGGAGGCAUACCAUUGAAGGCCCGGACGACAUGCCGGCACAUAUCAAAUCGUCAAUGUUUGGCUGCACCCUGACGGUUCCAAUCACAAAUGGACAGCUUAACAUGGGAACCUGGCAGGGGAUAUGGCUAUGUGAGCACCGCGACAACGCUACUCCACGCAAGGUUGUGGUUACCCUCAACGGGAUAUAAGCCUCUAAACUUGAGAGAUUCCUGUUUCUUUACUUUUCCUCGUGUGCAUGUAAACAUGUCCGUCUGACAUGUUGGUAAUAGGAUCUUAGCGAUGUGCCUACCCUGUUACUUGGUUUUAAAGUGAUAAAGCUCAUUGAAUAUGACAUCUGAGUAAUGCUAGUGAUUCAGACUAUUAUGGAAUAUAAAGGCUCCAAACUUCAGAGAUUUCUGUUU
Molecule: messenger RNA, 945 nt
Organism: Juglans regia (Persian walnut)
Lineage: Eukaryota; Viridiplantae; Streptophyta; Magnoliopsida; Fagales; Juglandaceae
Product: UPF0047 protein YjbQ-like
Exons: 7
Coding region: 163-732 (189 amino acids)
Source: RefSeq, a predicted model, not a curated record